Molecule: messenger RNA, 1167 nt
Organism: Pelodiscus sinensis (Chinese soft-shelled turtle)
Lineage: Eukaryota; Metazoa; Chordata; Testudines; Trionychidae
Source: RefSeq, a predicted model, not a curated record
GACCCGGCCCCGCCCCAGCGGGCCCCCGAGACCGAGAAGCCCUUCCCCUGUGUCGACUGCGGGGAGAGCUUCCGCUCGCACCCCGCCCUGCUGAGCCACCAGCGCAUCCACGCCGAGGAGCGGCCCUACAAGUGCGCCAAGUGCGGCAAGAGCUUCUGCUUCCAUGCCGAGCUGGCCUCGCACCAGCUGUGCCACCCCAAGGAGCGCUGGUUCCCCUGCGCCACCUGCCAGCGGCGCUUCAGCUCCCAAACCGACCUCAUCCUGCACAAGCGCACCCACCCCGAGUCCCAGUGGUGCCUGUGCGCGGACUGCGGCAAGAUCUUCGCCUGCCAGGCCGACCUCAGCCAGCACCAGGCCGGCCACGUUGCCAAGCUGCACCCCUGCCCCCAGUGUGGCAAGGCCUUCAGCUCCCGCAACCAGUGUGGCAAGAGCUUCGGCUCCCGCACCGACCUCCUGGUUCACCAGCGCGUGCACGGCGAGAGCCAGUCCUUCACCUGCACUCAGUGCGGCAAGGCCUUCGGUUCCCGCACCGACCUCAUCACGCACCAGCGCUCGCACGUCGAGCGGCUCGUGUACUGCAACAAGUGCGGCAAGAGCUUUGGCUCCCGCACCGACCUCAUCAUGCACCAGCGCAGCCACCGCGACCGCCAGUCCUACUCGUGCGCCGAGUGCGGCCGCGUCUACAGCAACCAGUCCUACCUGGUGGCCCACCAGCGCAUCCACACCGGGGAGAAGCCGUAUAAGUGUGCCGAAUGCGGGCGCAGCUUCAGCCACAAAUACCACCUGGGCAGGCACCAGCGGACACACGCCGGGGGCACCCCACCCGUGUACUGAGCCUGGGGCCUGUGCCACCUCACCCGGGAGCAGGCGGGGAGGACGGAGGGUCUGAAAUGCACAAGAAUCCACGUUGCACCAGUGGCAGAUGAAACCUCUGUUAAAAUGGUGACUUCUCAGACCUGAAACUGGGGACUACCACGGCAGCCCCCACCCAUCCAGUGCUUCCGGAAAUGUCCUUGCAGAGAGGGAAGUCUCACUCACGAGGAAACCUGCUUUCUAAGACCUAGAAGAACUCGGAGGCUCCCAGUCAUAGACACAUAGCGCUGGAAGAGACCCCACAAGUUAAUCAAGUCCAGCCCCUUAACCAAGGCAGGACCAAUCCCAACUCAA